UUUUUUUUUUGGGAUCGUGCGGUUAGUUCAAAACAUGCCCAAAAAAAAAUGUUGCCAGCAAGCCGUGAGACACUCUAAAUCGAAAUCAACCGUCCUCUUCCGAUUCAGCUAUCUCUCUCCUCUCUCUCAUAAAAAUCCAAAAGCCACAGAAUUUCAUACAUUAAACAACAACAGAGCUUUAUCUUCUUCAUCCAAACCCCAGAUUCGCGCACACAACCAAUCCCCGCAACCAAACACACACAGACAUGGCUUCUUCUACCUUCAGCGGCGACGAAACCGCUCCCUUCUUCGGCUUCCUCGGAGCUGCCGCAGCUCUCGUCUUCUCCUGCAUGGGUGCGGCGUACGGCACAGCAAAGAGUGGGGUGGGUGUGGCCUCCAUGGGAGUGAUGCGGCCUGAGCUGGUGAUGAAAUCGAUCGUGCCGGUGGUUAUGGCUGGAGUGCUUGGGGAGCCAUCUCGUGUGUCCAAAGAACAGCCUCCUCUUGCUCGCUUUGUUCUUAGAGUCUCCAGUUCCGGCCCUGGCCGCAGACCCUACAUCUCUCCUGUUCAUGAAAGACUGCUUCGCACAAGUGACGACUUUGUCUGGCCUGUUGAUUCCACCUUCCUUGGUCGCUUCAUCAUUGAUGUUGAGUUUCUUGACUUGAAGAUAUGCCCUUUAAAUGGUGGGGAGGCGAGUCCUGUAUGGCCUGCUGAUGGAUUGAUGCAAUCCGUAUCAACCCAAAGCACUCUCCGAUGCCUCUCUCGCAUGCUUGAUGAGGGCAUCCAUGCUGAUGUCACUAUCAACACUACUGAAGGCACAUUAAGAGCUCACAAAGCAGUUCUUUCUGCAACUUCUCCUGUGUUCCAAAGCAUGUUCAAUCACGACCUUAAGGAAAAAGAGUCCUCCACAAUCCACAUAAAAGACAUGUCCCUGGAAUCUUGUAUGGCUCUUCUGAGUUACCUGUAUGGAACCAUUAAACAAGAGAAUUUCUGGAAGCACCGGUUGGCACUUCUAGGUGCGGCGAACAGAUAUGACAUUGCAGACCUAAAAGAUGCCUGUGAGGAAAGCCUUCUGGAAGAUAUUAACUCCACAAAUGUCCUUGCAAGACUGCAAGAGGCCUGGUUGUACCAGCUGAAUACGCUGAAGAAAGGAUGCUUGAUGUACUUGUUUGAUUUUGGCAAAAUAUACGAUGUCAGAGACGAAGUAAACGACUUUUUCAGGCAUGCAGACAGAGACUUGAUGAUGGAAAUGUUUCAAGAGGUGCUUACUGUUUGGAAGCCCUUAUAACUUUCCUUUUAUGGAGUUCUUACUGUCAUAUGCAGUCUGCUGAUUGAUAAUUGUAUAUAUAGUGGUUGGUUCAAGAAUCCUCUGAGAUUAUCUGUGUGGUUUAAUGGUGAUGUUGUUCUCCUAUGUAUGAUAAAAAAAUUACGAUCCCAGGUGAACUGCUUGGCAUUCGGUUUCGAGUUCAUAUAGAGUGUCAUGCCCCAUAUCUCAUGGGCAUUAUAAAUUGCUUGUGUUGGUUUAAGUUCCAAACCCUACUUCUUUGCACAUAAGAAUCUAUUGUACUUAAAAUUUUGCUGUUA
Prunus avium (sweet cherry) is the source of this 1561-nucleotide messenger RNA. Lineage: Eukaryota; Viridiplantae; Streptophyta; Magnoliopsida; Rosales; Rosaceae. The record is from RefSeq and is a predicted model, not a curated record.